Molecule: messenger RNA, 2349 nt
Organism: Anoplophora glabripennis (Asian longhorned beetle)
Lineage: Eukaryota; Metazoa; Arthropoda; Insecta; Coleoptera; Cerambycidae
Product: venom carboxylesterase-6-like
Exons: 11
Coding region: 483-2315 (610 amino acids)
Source: RefSeq, a predicted model, not a curated record
AAAUGUGGUCGGAAUAGUGAUUUAACUUCAUCAACUGUAAAGAGAUUAUUUGAAAAAUUCUGGGAGACUGGGUCAAUUACUGACCUUAAACACUCUGGCCGUCCUUCAAUAAGUUGUUUAACACAAAACAUCGAAACAGUUCGUGACAGUGUUGGUGAGAGUCCGGGAACAUCAGUUCGGUACCUUGGUCAAUAACUGGAGAUUUCGAGAAGUUCUCUACAGCAUAUUCUCAUUAUGGUCCGAAUAGUAGAACAGAAUAGAAUAGAAUAGUCGGAACACAAAACAUCGAAGCAGUUCGUAAGGGUGUUGCUGAGAGUUCAAGAACCGUGGUGAAGAAUUGGACAUUUCGGGAAGCUCUCUACAGCGUAUUCUCACGAAAGAUUUGCAUCUUCAUGUCUAUAAAGUUCAAUUGACUUAAGAAUUGAAGCCUACUAACCACGCAGAGCGAAUAAAUUUCGUUGAAUGGAUUAUGGAACAAGUGGAUGCAGUUUUUUCGAAGAAAAUCAUCUUCAGCGAAUAUGUGUCUCUGUAAACUUAUCAGUGUAAAUGCCUUAUUAGUAUUAUGCAAUGCAAUUUUUGCCAAAGAAGAUCCAAUCGUGGAUACUAAAUAUGGAGUUAUUAAGGGAAAAAUUAUUUGUUCGAGAUCCGGAACGCCAUUCUAUGCUUUCCAAGGGAUACCAUACGCGAAACCUCCGGUAGGAAAUCUUAGGUUUAAGGCUCCUGUAGAACCUAGUAAAUGGCCUGAUAUUCUGACAACACAAGAGAAUGCUCCACAUUGUUUGCAAAAGAACUAUUUAUUUUCAAACCCUAGAGUCAUAGGUUCUGAAGAAUGCUUAUAUUUAAAUGUUUAUACGCCGAAGCUGCGUGCUAGAAGACAAAUCUCUGGUAAACCGCUUCUGCCCGUCAUGGUUUUUAUCCACUGGGGAGGCUUUUUUACAGGAUUUUCCAGUAGUGAUUACUUAGGACCUGAAUAUAUUAUGGAUAAAAAUGUUAUUUUGGUAACGUUUAACUACAGAUUAGGUAUUCUAGGAUUUUUCAGUACAAAUGACGAUGCAGCGCCUGGAAACUAUGGAUUAAAGGAUCAAGUGGCUGCUUUGAAAUGGGUUAAAAAUAAUAUUGAAUAUUUCGGAGGAAAUAGCGAAAGAGUGACAAUUUUUGGACAAAGUGCCGGAGGCGCUAGUGUACAUUUUCAUAUGUUUAGUCCUGAAUCGAAAAACCUAUUUCAUCGAGGCAUCAGUCAAAGUGGCACUUCUCUAGCAUUGUGGGCGAAACCUUUGUCUGAAACUCAAUUAAUAUUAGCUCAAACUCAAGCAACUUUAAUGGGAUGCCAAGAACUAGAGAAUACCACGGUUUUAGUGGAAUGUUUAAGGACUAAAAACGCAGAGAAACUUGUUGAAAGCGGCGACAAAUUCAAGUUUUUUUCUGUCGACCCACUAAAUGUAUAUCUACCUUCUAUAGAACAAAAAACUGAAAAUAACCCGAAUCCCUUCAUUACUAAACAACCAAUUGAGUACAUAAGAAGCCAAGAAUUUUAUAAAGUACCUUGGAUUGUUGGAGUAGUCACUGACGAGGGACUUGUUAGAGCGGAAGCAAUUUUAAGGCAGUCGACAACAAGAAAAGCAUUAAAUAAGCAUUUUAACACGUUGAUGCCAGAAUUGAUAGCCUUAUCUAUGAGUACGCCGUCCAGUAACGUAUCAAGAAUAUGGACCAAAAUAAAGGAAUUUUAUUUUAGAGGCACAAAGGAAAUAAACAUUACUGAUCCGUAUAAUGUGAAGGCACUGAUAGAUUUGUACUCGGAUCGAUCAUUUUCCUAUUCCACCUAUCAGGCUGCUCUAUUUCAUAACCUGAAAGGGCAUAAAGACAUAUGGUUUUAUAAUUUCAAUUACACCGGUCAAUACUCCUAUGGGGAUGUGUUUGCAGCCACUAAUGAAAAUAUUAACUAUGACUGGGGUGUCAGUCACUGUGAUGACUUAUUAUACCUUUUUAAUUCAUCCGCACUGUUUCCGAUAGUUGACAAUAAUAAUGAUAAAGUGAUGAUAAAAACAAUGACAGAUUUAUGGACCAACUUUGCGAUAUACGGCCAUCCAACGCCAAUCAACAGUUUAACGACCAACUGGCAAAAACUGAAUAAUAUCAGAUACGGAACAUUAGAAAAAGAAAUAUAUUAUAUGAAUAUCAAUGGUAGCUAUAAAGACACAAACCCUCCCACACUGAACAUGAGAAAAGGAUUUUACAAAGAAAGGUUUAAAUUUUGGGAGGAGAUACCGCUGGCAGAAAACAUAGAGGAGCUGGAUCAAAUCCACAUUGAAAUGUAAACAUAGAGAAAAUGACUAAAGUUUAGUGACUAAG